UAAUAGAAACACUUCAUUCAGAAAAUCAUGCAAUCACCGUUGCACUGACUAGAAGUAUAACAAAAGUACUCAGCGAUUACCUCAUCAAACGUUAUGGAUAUCAUCCCAGUUCACAUCACAAAAACAUAAUUGCCAUAUCCUUAGUCAAGAAAUACCCAACAUUGAAAUCUACAAGUGCAAAAUAUCCACAGAGUGUAUGGUAUCAUCCAGAAGGCCUUGGCGAAGGAAAACCUGCUGGAACUUUGCAAUUUCAUCUAGAAUACAUGGUACGAAAAUACAAAAAACAAGUUCGACGACCUAAACGGAAUACGGAAACGGAUAUAGUUGAUGUAAGCGCAAGCGGUACAAGUUCAGAUCCAUCAAAUCGGACGGAUGAUAGUUUAACUGAAAUGGUUAACAAGCUUAAACUUAUUGUGCCUUCAGAAGAAUCGUUCUCCCAAAUUAAAGAAGAUUGGAUAAAAACUACGGUGAUUCGACAAGAAAUGAGAAUGAAAAAAACGGACAUAACCACCACCAUGAUGGAAAUGUUUCCUGUGUCAACGGAAUAUGACGGAUAUCUGAUUUAUCAUGAUUUUGGUGUGAUGUUUCCUACGGCAAAACAACACACAGAUGAAAAUUGGAGCACGUUGCAACACAAGAUAUUGGAUACGUUCAAGCAUAUCCACACAACAAUCAACGAAAAGUUUGUUCGCUUGUUACUCAUAAUAAAACAGCGAACGCCGACACGAGGUGCUAAGCGUGUCAAUAAUGGAUCACAGAAAAUAGUUAAUAUGCUUGAGGCUGUUGUGGAAUGGAUAAAUGCGAGUUUUUAUUUAUAAACUUUUAAAUACUCUUUUCUUAAACAUUUUUGGAUAUUUUUUUCAGCCAGAAGAUGAUAUCGUGCAAUUAAUCGGGACAUAUCGAUCUACCAAAAACCCUGUGCUAAUUAUAAAAGCAAAUCAGUACACCUCGGGAGAAACAUUUAUACGCAUUGGAAAUCAUUAUUUCUCUGUAGGCUCCGAUUUGCAGCAUGCAUUUUUCAUUUUGAUUAAGACACAUAAUUUUUUUAAUUUGAAAUUUGAACCUUCGCUGUCCAACUUUUAUUCGUUCUUUACAUCGAUAGUAAUGCAAAUAACCGAGCCUUCAACUACUGUAAAUAACUUUAUUCUUCAGAUGAACUGAUCAUCACUUUAAAACAGUUUACUUACA
Molecule: messenger RNA, 1188 nt
Organism: Anopheles merus
Lineage: Eukaryota; Metazoa; Arthropoda; Insecta; Diptera; Culicidae
Exons: 6
Coding region: 264-818 (184 amino acids)
Source: RefSeq, a predicted model, not a curated record